Molecule: messenger RNA, 1049 nt
Organism: Balaenoptera ricei (Rice's whale)
Lineage: Eukaryota; Metazoa; Chordata; Mammalia; Artiodactyla; Balaenopteridae
Gene: C19H19orf18
Product: chromosome 19 C19orf18 homolog
Exons: 6
Coding region: 157-888 (243 amino acids)
Source: RefSeq, a predicted model, not a curated record
GUGAGCUGACCUCACACUGGUGGUUCCCAGUCAGAACCCAAACAUUCUGUAGCGAGAAGAGCUCCUUAGUUGCUCAGAGAAAUAUAGGACAGAUGCUAGCCUACAACUAAAUACUUCCUUUCAUCCAUACGAUAACAAACUAGCAGUUUUGGAACGAUGGACAAGGUUCAAAGUUCUUUCACCAUUUUAUUUUUGUUUUUAAUGGAAUUCCCACUUCAUCUGUGCUUGCCUUAUGCAGGUGAGUUCAAACCAGUUGGACAGACAACACGCUUAAUGGGUUAUAUACAGUCACAAAGACCCACAAAUGUCACCAAAAAGCCCACACUGUACGCUAAGGAAUUUCAAUUAUCUCACGUUCAAGGAGCUUUCUCAAAACACAGAGAUGAGUCAUUGUUAGUACUCGCCAAGGCUGACCCCCCACCUGUGCACCAGCUAACAUCCCCUCAGGUCGACUGGGGACACCCUGGGCAAUUCUCUGUCCCUUUCCAGGAACAUCACACGCUGAUUCCUCAUAGACCUGCUCUUGCUCAAGUAAUUACAAUUGCGUGUAUAGCCUUCAGUAUUGCCCUGAUAUGUGGGAUCACUAUUUCCUACAUGAUAUAUCGACUGGUACAGGCUGAGGAAAAACAACAACUUGCGUCGCUCUAUAAAAAUGUCAAGAUACCAUUAUUAGGAGAUGAAGAGGAGGGCUUUGAGGAUGAGGGCCAGGAUGAGUCCACGCACCUCCUUCCAGAGAGUGAGAAGGAACUGGAAAAGUUCAUUAAUUCAGUCAUUAGAUCAAAAAGAAGAAAACAUAUGGAAAAGAAGAGAUUGAACACAGAGCAAAAGUUGGUAAAGGAAGUAGAAAUAAAGGAUGCUAUACAUACCGCAGAUCCGGGGCGUCUGUGAAAAGAAAUGAAAGAGAGGCAGGACAUGCCAGCCAGUGUGGAGGAAACAGUGACAGAUGACAGAAUGUGAGCAUGACUUGCUCCUGGAGAACCUUGUGCAAGAGCACUCUAAAGGAAGAACACCAGACGUAAAAACAGGAAAUAAAUUCAUAUGAAUUUAUU